AUGCCGUGGUCGUCCUCCAGCGGCGGCAGCGGCAGCUCAGCUUCGCCCACCGCCACAGGCACACCUUUAUCCACAGGAACAAGUCCCAUGCCGUGGUCUUCCUCCAGCGGCGGCGGCAGCAGCUCAACUACAGCCACCGCCACAGGCACACCUUUAUCCACAGGAACAAGAAGCGGCAUCAUGCAGCCGUCGGCCGCUGGAACUAACGCUGCUGCUUCUACACAAACAACUUCUGCUAGCUCAGUCCGUGCUCCUAAUACAGGAGCCAUCUCUGCUUCCUCCUCCUCCUCCUCCUCCUCCACCACCACCUUGAUGUUUAGCACAACCUGGAGUCCAAACAGCAACUCCGGGACCAUGAAGACAAUGCCGAUGAUGUCGUCUCCCGCCGAGGUGUCCACGUCCACCACCACGGCCGCGUCCGGCGCCGGCGCCGGGCACUCCACGAUGAUGAUGACGAUGUCCGCACACGCGGGAGGGAGCAUGUCCGGUAUGACAACAAGCACAAUGAACAUGGCAAGUCCAACUCAAACCUAA
Molecule: messenger RNA, 534 nt
Organism: Phycodurus eques (leafy seadragon)
Lineage: Eukaryota; Metazoa; Chordata; Actinopteri; Syngnathiformes; Syngnathidae
Exons: 2
Coding region: 1-534 (177 amino acids)
Source: RefSeq, a predicted model, not a curated record